CGCCCCAGCCCAGCCCCCCCCCCGCCGCGCUCGCUCCCGGGGUGGGGGCAGCCGCCGCCGCCGCAGCCGGCCCUCUAGUCCGGUCAGGGAGCCGUCGAUCCGGUCCCUCCCUCCUGCACUGCCCUUUCCUUGCAGCCCCCUCCCAGCCUGGGCGGCCGAAGCCCGGAGAGGCUGGAGCGCGGGGCGCCUCAGCGUUCCCAAAUCGAACGGCGUGGGGCUGCCGGGGCUGCCCGGGCGGGCGGCGAGCGCCACAUUCCGAGAUCGAAGCUUGGCUGCCGCUGCGUUCGGAAGCGGAACUCUCCUGGGGCCACCGCCGCUGCCGCCGCGGCUACAUUGUUUCCUCCUCCUCCUCCUCCUCCUCCCCCCCCUCCUCCGGCUCUUUUCUUCACUCCCCGGCCCGGGCCGCGCGGCCGUCCCCGAGCCGUGGUCCAGGCGCUCUCCUGCCUUCUUCCCGCUCCUUACUACCCCCCUCCCCCAGAGCUCCUUUGUACCCCUCCUUUUGGGACCCCCCCUCCCCAGCCGCAUGGACUGUCCGGCAGCCCACUGAUGUCGCCCGCGGCGAAGUGGACCGGACCGCUGCGCCCAGACAGAGCUCUAAUGGUACCAAGUGACGGAGCCUUCUUGUGAGAGUCGGACCUCAGAACUCCAGAGAAGAUGUCGGCAAUCCAGGCCGUCUGGCCAUCCGGUACAGAAUGUAUUGCCAAGUACAACUUCCACGGCACAGCAGAGCAAGACCUGCCCUUCAGCAAAGGGGACGUUCUCACCAUAGUUGCUGUCACCAAGGACCCCAACUGGUACAAAGCCAAAAACAAGGUUGGCCGAGAGGGCAUCAUCCCAGCCAACUAUGUGCAGAAGCGGGAAGGAGUGAAAGUGGGCACCAAGCUGAGCCUCAUGCCGUGGUUCCACGGGAAGAUCACCCGCGAGCAGGCGGAGCGGCUGCUCUACCCACCCGAGACCGGCCUGUUCCUGGUCCGAGAGAGCACCAACUACCCGGGCGACUACACGCUGUGCGUGAGCUGCGAGGGCAAGGUGGAACACUACCGCAUCAUCUACAACUCGAGCAAGCUCAGCAUCGACGAGGAGGUCUUCUUUGAGAACCUCAUGCAGCUGGUGGAGCACUACACCACGGAUGCCGACGGGCUCUGCACUCGCCUCAUCAAGCCCAAAGUCAUGGAAGGGACGGUGGCAGCCCAGGACGAGUUCUCCCGGAGCGGCUGGGCCCUCAACAUGAAGGACCUCAAGCUGCUUCAGACCAUCGGCAAGGGCGAGUUCGGAGACGUGAUGCUCGGGGACUAUCGGGGCAACAAAGUCGCCGUGAAGUGCAUUAAGAAUGACGCCACCGCGCAGGCCUUCCUGGCAGAAGCCUCAGUCAUGACGCAGCUGCGGCACAGCAACCUGGUGCAGCUCCUCGGCGUGAUCGUGGAGGAGAAGGGCGGCCUCUACAUCGUCACCGAGUACAUGGCCAAGGGCAGCCUGGUGGACUACCUCCGGUCCCGCGGCCGCUCCGUGCUGGGCGGCGACUGCCUCCUCAAGUUCUCCCUAGAUGUGUGCGAGGCCAUGGAGUACCUGGAGGCCAACAACUUUGUGCACCGGGACCUGGCGGCCCGCAACGUGCUCGUGUCUGAAGACAACAUCGCCAAGGUCAGCGACUUCGGCCUCACCAAGGAGGCCUCCUGCACCCAGGACACGGGGAAGCUGCCCGUCAAGUGGACCGCCCCCGAGGCCCUGAGAGAGAAGAAAUUCUCCACCAAGUCGGACGUGUGGAGUUUCGGGAUACUCCUCUGGGAAAUCUACUCCUUCGGCCGAGUGCCUUAUCCGAGAAUCCCCCUGAAGGACGUGGUCCCGAGAGUGGAGAAGGGCUACAAGAUGGACGCGCCGGAUGGCUGCCCGGCCGCCGUCUACGAGGUGAUGAGGAAUUGCUGGCAUCUGGACGCUGCCAACCGGCCCUCCUUCCUGCAGCUUAGGGAACAGCUAGAACAUAUCAAAGCCCACGAGCUGCACCUGUGAAUGCCAGCGUGGCAGCGAGGGCACCCCGUGGGCGCCCUGGCCCGCCUUCUUCAAUCCCCUCGACACAGAGACUGAGGUGCUGUUGAGAACUGGACCAGCUCGGGCGGAAGCCCCCCUGGGAAAGACUGUGCACAUCCCUCCGGCCUCCCCCCGGAGCCAGGGUGCUGCUGGAGGGGCGCUGGGAGUGUGGGGAGCAGUCGGGGGUCCUUCAUUCCAAAGUGACAUGUCCUGGCUUCCCCCCGCUCCGCCCUCCCAGCCCCCCACCAGCCCCUCGCCGCCUCUUCUCUCCACCAUGGGAUGCCCAUCUUGGCCUGUCCCUCUCACAGGUCAGCUGAGCAGGGACCAAAGGGGUUUGGGGGGACCGCACUGAAAUGGGAGGAAGGGGCAGACUCGAUCCCUCGUCUCCCCCAUCCUCCCGGCUCCUGCCUGCCUCUCUUUCUCAUUUUCUUCUUUCUUCCUCUUUUUUUAUGAUUUUUUUCUGUUUUUUUUUUCAAGUUGAGGAGAAAAAAAAUACCCAAUUUGGGGCAUUUUACAAGAAGUACGAAUCUCAUUCUUAAUGUAUUAAGGGCAGAGGGGGAAGGGUAUGGAAAGGCAAGAAACGCCCCCUCCCCAUUCCCCCCGAGUUCUCUCGCCCCCGGCCCCUGUCAGAAGCAGUCCAUGCCCCCUCCCUGCCCACCUCCCAGCCUCGGGCCUGGUGUUUGCGCUUGACCCUGUCUCAGUGUUGCAUGCCGAUCCCAGAGGCCUUUGCGUUUCUGUCCGGUGCUUAAUCUCAUGUAUUGCUGCCCACCCUGUGAGAUGAAACUGUAAUAAACCAUUCCAUGAGGACACCCGA
Monodelphis domestica (gray short-tailed opossum) is the source of this 2839-nucleotide messenger RNA. It is a transcript of the gene CSK, whose product is annotated as C-terminal Src kinase. NCBI's taxonomy places the organism in Eukaryota, Metazoa, Chordata, Mammalia, Didelphimorphia, Didelphidae. The record is from RefSeq and is a predicted model, not a curated record. Gene Ontology annotation, molecular function: protein binding; protein tyrosine kinase activity; ATP binding. Gene Ontology annotation, biological process: protein phosphorylation.